Molecule: messenger RNA, 4436 nt
Organism: Ochotona curzoniae (black-lipped pika)
Lineage: Eukaryota; Metazoa; Chordata; Mammalia; Lagomorpha; Ochotonidae
Gene: NCAPD2
Product: non-SMC condensin I complex subunit D2
Exons: 32
Coding region: 222-4427 (1401 amino acids)
Biological process (GO): mitotic chromosome condensation; mitotic cell cycle; meiotic chromosome condensation
Cellular component (GO): condensed chromosome, centromeric region; nucleus
Molecular function (GO): histone binding
Source: RefSeq, a predicted model, not a curated record
UUGUGCCCGGGCCCGCGCAGCGCUGGGUUCCGAGGCGGGUGUUCGGGACAGCCUGCCGCGGAUUGGCUGUUGUCUCUGCCAACUUGUAAACUCCGUCGCUGAUUGGUGCGUAUUGUGCACUCCUGUUUUUUUGGGUUUUUUUCCCUUUACCGUUCCAGCCUGGACCGCUGCAAUCCAGCGAUCAAGUCAAGUCUUCAGCUCUGUGAGUCCGUUGGCCAAGGAUGUCUCCCCAGCUGUUUGAAUUCCACCUGCCCUUAGCCCCAGAGGAGUUGUUGAAGAGCAGAGGGGUGAAUCAGUAUGUGGUGCAAGAGGUACUGCCUGUCAGACAGCUUCCGGCACAGCUCAGAGAGUUUCAGUCUGCCUUCCGAGCACAGGGGCCCCUGGCGGUCCUGGAACACUUCGAUACCAUCUAUAGCAUUUUACAUCACUUUCGAAGUGUAGAUGCUGACCUGAAGGAGGAUACUCUGGAGCUCCUGAUGAAAGUGGUGUCCCGCCACUCCCAGGAGCUUCCAGCCGUCUUGGAUGAUGCCUCUUUGAGUCAAUCAGAUCGCAGCAGCCAUCUGAACGCCCUGAAAAUGAACUGCUAUGCUCUGAUCCGCUUUCUGGAGUCUUUUGAGACCAUGGCCAGCCAGACAAACCUCAUGGACCUGGAGCUUGGUGGGAAGGGUAAGAAAGCCCGGAACAAGGCAGCCCAAGGCUUUGACUGGGAGGAGGAGAGACAACCUGUUCUUCAGCUUCUAACACAGCUGCUUCAGUUAGAUAUCCGUCACCUGUGGAAUCACUCAAUAAUCGAAGAGGAGUUUGUCAGUUUGGUCACUGGCUGUUGCUACCGCCUCCUAGAGAACCCCACCAUCAGUCACCAGAAGAACCGGGCCACCCGGGAAGCCAUCACACAUCUGCUCGGUGUGGCCCUGACACGUUAUAACCAUAUGCUCAGUGCCACAGUGAAGAUCAUCCAGCUGCUGCAGCACUUUGAGCACCUGGCACCCGUCCUGGUGUCAGCUGUGAGCCUGUGGGCAACAGAUUAUGGAAUGAAGAGCAUAGUGGGAGAGAUUGUAAGGGAGAUUGGACAGAAAUGUCCCCAGGAGCUGAGUCGGGACCCUGCAGCGACAAAGGGCUUCGCAGCCUUCCUGACUGAGCUCGCAGAACGCGUCCCAGCUGUCCUCAUGUCCAGCAUGUGCAUCUUGCUAGAUCAUCUGGAUGGAGAGAAUUACGUGAUGCGCAAUGCUGUGCUCGUAGCCAUGGCCGAGAUAGUCCUGCAGGUUCUGAAUGGCGAUCAGCUGGAAGAAGCAGCCCGAGAAACCAGGGACCAGUUCUUGGACACGCUGCAAGCCCACGGCCAUGACGUCAACUCCUUUGUGCGGAGCCGCGUUUUGCAGUUGUUCACCCGGAUUGUGCAGCAGAAGGCCCUGCCCCUGAACCGUUUCCAGGCUGUGGUGGCCUUAGCAGUGGGGCGUCUGUCAGACAAGUCAGUGCUAGUGUGCAAAAGUACCAUCCAGCUGCUGGCCAGUUUUCUAGCCAAUAAUCCCUUUUCCUGCAAGCUUAGUGAUACCGACCUGGCUGGACCACUGCAGAAGGAGACCCAGAAAUUACAAGAGAUGAGAGCCCAGAGGCGCGCUGUGGCUGCUGCUGUGGUGUUAGACCCCGAAGAGGAGUGGGAGGCCAUGCUACCGGAGGUGAAGUGCACCCUAAAACAGCUUCUUGAGCUUCCCCCGGAGGAAGAGGAGGCGGCUGCUGAGCAAGUUGCCAGCACUGAGACUGCUGAAGAGGUGGAGAGACGCAUCCAGCAGUUGCUCACCAAAGCCAGUUACAAGCAGGCUAUCCUCCUCGCUCGUGAAGCCAUGGGCCGCUUCCCCGAGUCGGGGCCCUUCAGUCGUGUGGAGCCGGACGAUGCUGAGGAGACCAGGGUCCUGAAUCUCUUGUCACUUAUCUUCAAAGGCCCUGCAACUUGCAAACAGAAGACUCCCCAGGCACCUGCAGGGAACGCAGUCGCAGGGCAGCCCGAGUGCACAGAUGAGCCGCGUGCCCCUGAGCCGGAGCAACCAACCCGGGCAGACGAUGAACUGGUGAAGCAGGAGAUGCUGGUGCAGUACCUGCAGGACGCCUACAGCUUCUCCCGGAAGAUCACGGAGGCCAUCGGCGUCAUCAGCAAGAUGAUGUACGAGAACACGAGCACAGUGGUGCAGGAGGUGAUUGAAUUUUUUGUGAUGGUAUUCCAAUUUGGGGUACCCCAGGCCCUGUUUGGGGUGCGCCGCAUGCUGCCUCUCAUCUGGUCCAAGGAGCCUGGAGUCCGGGAAGCUGUGCUUAAUGCCUACCGCCAGCUCUACCUCAACACCAAAGGGGACUCUGCCAGAGCCAAGGCCCAGGCUUUGAUUCAGAACCUCUCCCUGCUGUUGGUGGAUGCCUCCGUGGGGACCAUUCAGUGUCUCGAGGAAAUCAUUUGCGAGUUUGUGCAGAAGGAUGAGUUGAAACCAGCAGUGAUCCAGCUGCUGUGGGAGCGGGCCACGGAGAAGGUACCCUGCUCUCCUGUGGAGCGCUGCUGCUCCGUCAUGCUGCUUGGCAUGAUGGCACGAGGAAAACCAGAAAUCGUGGGAAGCAACUUGGACACCCUGGUGAGCCUCGGGCUGGAGGAGAAGGUCCCCCAGGACUACCGUCUAGCCCAGCAGGUGUGCUACGCCAUCGCCAACAUCUCAGAUAGAAGGAAGCCUUCUCUGGGCAAACGUCACCCUCCCUUCCGACUGCCCCAGGAGCACCAGUUAUUUGAACGGCUGCAGCAGAUGAUCAUAAAAGGCUUCAUGUACCCGGACCCCCUCUGGAUCCCAUUCAAAGAGGUGGCAGUGGCCCUCAUUUACCAGCUGGCCGAGGGCCCCGAGGUGAUCAGCGCCCGGAUACUGCAGGGCUGUGCGAAGUUGGCCCUGGAGAAACUAGAGGAGAAAAGCUCAUCUCAGGAGGACCAGAAGGAGGCGCCCACGAUGCUCCCGACGUUGCUGUUGAUGAACCUGCUGUCCCUGGCGGGGGACGUGGCGCUGCAGCAGCUGGUCCACCUGGAACAGGCCGUGAGCGGUGAACUGUGUCGGCGCCGGCUCCUCCGGGAAGAGCAGGAGCACAAGACCAAGGAGCCGAAGGAAAAGAACACAAGCUCUGAGACCACCAUGGAGGAGGAGCUCGGGCUGGUCGGGGCAACCGCGGAUGACACGGAGGCCGAGCUCAUCCGCGGCAUCUGCGAGAUGGAGCUGUUGGAUGGCAAGCAGGUGCUGGCUGCCUUCGUCCCGCUUCUGCUCAAAGUCUGCAACAACCCUGGCCUCUACAGCAACCCAGACCUCAUUGCGGCUGCUUCGCUGGCGCUCGGCAAGUUCUGUAUGAUCAGUGCCACUUUCUGUGACUCCCAGCUUCGCCUUCUGUUCACCAUGCUGGAAAAAUCCCCACUCCCCACCGUCCGGUCCAAUCUCAUGGUUGCCACAGGAGAUCUGGCCAUCCGCUUUCCCAACCUGGUGGACCCCUGGACCCCACAUCUGUACGCUCGUCUGCGGGACCCAGCCCGGCAAGUACGCAGAACAGCUGGGCUGGUGAUGACGCACUUGAUCCUGAAGGACAUGGUGAAGGUGAAGGGCCAGGUGAGCGAGAUGGCUGUGCUGCUCAUCGACCCCGAGCCGGAGAUUGCUGCCCUGGCCAAGAACUUCUUCAAUGAACUUUCACACAAGGGCAACGCAAUCUAUAACCUGCUCCCGGAUAUCAUCAGCCGCCUGUCAGACCCCGAGGGCGGGGUGGAGGAGGAGCCGUUCCACACCAUCCUCAAGCAGCUGCUAUCCUACAUCACCAAGGACAAGCAGACCGAGAGCCUGGUGGAGAAGCUGUGCCAGCGCUUCCGCACAGCCCGGACGGAGCGGCAGCACCGGGACCUGGCCUACUGUGUGACCCAGCUGCCCCUCACAGAGCGAGGCCUCCGCAAGAUGCUUGACAAUUUCGACUGCUUUGGCGAUAAACUGUCCGAGGAGUCCAUCUUCAAUGCCUUCUUGUCAGUCGUGGGCAAACUGCGGCGCGGGGCCAAGCCCGAGGGCAAGGCGACAAUAGAUGAAUUUGAGCAGAAGCUUCGGGCCUGCCACACCAGAGGCUUGGAUGCUGUAGAAGAGCUCGAGCUGGGCCAAGGGGGCAGCCAGAGAGCUCUAUCAGCCAAGAAACACGGGCCAGGCCCGAGACCCCAGCCUCCUGCAGCCCCCGACAGUGACUUCAUCACACCCGUGUCCCGCCGCACCACCCGCCGGCAGCCCAACACUCAGCAGCGAGCUUUCAAAAAGAAACCCAAAGUGGUCUUCUCCAGCGACGAGGAGUCCAGCGAGGAUGAGCUGUCAGCAGAGAUGACGGAAGACGAGACGCCCAAGAAGACGACCCCCCUGCGCCGACCCACAGCACGCAGGCCCAGGUCCUAGGAGCCGGCC